This is a messenger RNA of Nylanderia fulva, 2407 nucleotides long. NCBI's taxonomy places the organism in Eukaryota, Metazoa, Arthropoda, Insecta, Hymenoptera, Formicidae. The record is from RefSeq and is a predicted model, not a curated record.
GGCAUAGGCUCAGUUGGCAGCAGCACGCACAGCGAGUAGCAUCAACCAUGGCCGAUAUCUCGAAGGACGAGCUACGUAAGGAGAUCACCGCUAUCCUCAAGGAUGCUGAUCUUACUACAAUGUCUGCUAAAAAAGUGAGGCAACAAAUCGAGGAGAAACUUGAUAUUGAUCUCUUAGAAAGAAAGAAAGAGGUCGAUGAUUUAGUUAUGGAAUGUCUUCAAGAAAAACAAGAUGGAGGUAAAAAGAAAAAAAAGGCUGCUAGCGAAGAAUCCGAAGAUGGUGAGGAGGAAGAGGAAGAAGGAUCCGAAGAGGAAGAGGAAGAGGAAGAAAAGAAACCAGCCAAACGAAAUCCUGCUAAAAAGGCUCCGAAUAAACGUAAGAAGGGUUCUUCCGAUGAUGAAGAAAGCGCUAGCGAUGACGAUGCCAGUGACGAGGAGUAUAGUCCAAAGAAACCUAAAGUCACACCCAAAAAAGUAAGAUAUAUUAUUAUUAAGUUAUUCUAUAAAUCAUCCUGGAAAGAAGGGAAAAAGAAGGGGAGUGACAGUGAUAGUGACGAGGACUGGGGUAAAAAUAAAAAGGCUCCAGGAAGCGCAGCAAAGAAAGGUGGUGGUGGUAGUAAAGGCAAGGGAGGUGGUUACACACGCGCUAUCACACUAUCACCAGAACUUGCCGCUGUUGUGGGCGCAGAACAAAUGGCUCGACAUGAAGUCGUGAAGAAAGUAUGGAGCAUCAUCAAAGAAAGGAAUCUUUAUGAUCCUAAGAAUAAACAAUUUGCAAUUUGCGAUGAAGAAUUAAUGAAGGUAAUCGGCGUAAAGCGUUUCAGAACUUUUGGAAUGAUGAAAUAUCUCAAAAAUCACUUUGUAGAUUAAAUCAUAUUUCAAUCCCGAUCUCCGACAAGUUAUAUACAUAUAUAACAUAUUCCAAGGUGCGUCUCGUGCACCUCUCCAUCUUUCUCACGAUACAUAUAUAUAUACAUAUAUAUAUACAUGAAACACAAACGUAUUUCUUGCGACUUAAGACUUUAGACCAUGUUUACACCAUUCCGACGUACUCUGCCGUCCAUCGUAAUUAUUUUGUCCCAUUGGUUAUUACAAUAUCAUACUUUGAUUCUAUAGGCAUCAUAGAUGUGACUUCCAACAAAUGUUAGGAAUAAUAUUUGAUAAUAUGUAACGAGUAUAAUUGCCAGUGUUUUCCUAUGAUUAUAACAUUGGGACAAUUAUUACCAUGGACGUUCAGAUGAUUUCGAAAUGAAAAUGACAUUACAGUGGCCAAUAGUCAAUAAGCUGGUUUUAAGUCAUCUAAUUCAAAAUAAAUGUUAUAUCAUUUGUAUGAUCGUGAUUAAUAACAAUAUCUUACUCCAAACGCGGUAACACGACGCACCAUUAUAACAAUGACAUUUAAAUGAAGAAUUUAGCAAUGUACAUUUAAAUUUGAAAAUAAUUUUUUUUGAGAAAUUUUAUUUUAACUGACACAUUUAUCAAGUUGUGGCACAAUUGCUUUCAGUAUAUUUGAAAAAUUUCUCUUUUUUUCUAUUAUCAAGUAUCUUGGUUAUCCUUCGGUGUGAAAUUACUACCCCUAACAGCACACAUAUUCGAAAGACAUUCAGAAGACAUCCAGAUGAACAUUCAUCCAAUGUUUCUCUGAAUGUCCUUUAAACAUCUUUCGAACGUGUGUGUUGUUAGGGACAUGGUAUUUCUGUCUAUUUUGUUUUAUUACUCUUUUAAAUAAAAUGCUUCUUGGAAAUAUUGGACGUAACAAAUUGAUAGACUUCACUUCCAAAAUGGGAAAAAAAGUGUGGGACGUUUAAAAGAAAUGCGGAAAAACAAAGAGAGAAGCUAUGCGGAAAAUCAUCCUGUACCUCUUCUGUAUAAUAGCUACAUUAAACACAUGAAAAUGUAAGCAAAGUUUAAUUGUAUUAUCGUGUAAUUACUAAUUAUUGUCGUAAUAUAGGUUUCUUGGUGUAAAAAUUGAAAAUCUAACAUUUAAGAUCUAAUGAUAAAACAAUAUAUUCAUUGAAAAGUAUGAUAUAAGCACAUUAAAGUCACAGUGCGCGCAGUGGUCUCUGGCGCAAUGUUGAAAUGUAGGAAGUAAAAUGGGCUCACGGAGCGAGGUGCGAAGUCUUAACCGCAUACGUCUGUUCGAGCUUUUGACAUGUGUAAAAUUCGUGUAUUUUGAAUAUAAAUUAAAGAAAGCUGGCCUAAAUCACGAGAAAAGCCACACGAAUGAAUUCAUACAGUUUGCGAUAACGAAAGCAUAUGCAAGGAAAAUGAUAUGUGCGCACGGAAUGAUAAAUUAUAAUGCUAAUUUUAUGUUUCCUAAAAAGAAAAAAAAUGGUUUAAGCUGUAAUGUUCCGUGAAAUGUAUUUGGAAGUGUCAUUAAAAAGAGUAUUGCUUUCAUUUUUUUUAAA